Molecule: messenger RNA, 5595 nt
Organism: Haliaeetus leucocephalus (bald eagle)
Lineage: Eukaryota; Metazoa; Chordata; Aves; Accipitriformes; Accipitridae
Gene: ARHGEF17
Product: Rho guanine nucleotide exchange factor (GEF) 17
Exons: 24
Coding region: 1-5595 (1864 amino acids)
Biological process (GO): actin cytoskeleton organization
Molecular function (GO): guanyl-nucleotide exchange factor activity; protein binding
Source: RefSeq, a predicted model, not a curated record
AUGGGCUGGGAAAGUUUCAGCGUCGAUCGCGGAGCAACAAGCGGGCCGGGCUUUUGGCAGCCUGGCCCCUUCGGUACGGCAGCUUUCGCUUCGUUUUACCGAGCCGGAGCCGACGGGCCCGGUUCAUGCCGGGGCUCAGCCGCCGUCUCCGGCUCCACCGCCGCCGCCGCCGCCGUCGUCGUCGUCGCCGGGCCCGGGCUUAAACGCGGAGCCGCCGCGUUGGCCCAGCGUCCCGGCGAUGCGGAAACUCUUCGGGGAAAGCUGCCGGCAGCCUGCGGGGGGAGCGGGGAAUGGGACCGGCGCCGCGUCCCGCACCCGGCUCUCCGUUCUCCCCGCGGAGCUCCGCCGGAGCCCGGCCCGCAUUCCUGGCAUAACUCGGCUCGACCGCAACCGCCCUCCUCCUCCUCCUCCCCGUCGCCCCGCUCCAACGGGGAGGAUGAAGCCACGGCGCCCCGUUCUCCCCGCGCUUCGUCCGGCAGCGAAGGCGAAGGGCAAAGCGGCGCCCACCGUCACCGCGUCGCCCGGAAGAAGAAGAAGGAGAGCGGCGGUUGGGAGAGCCCGGCGGAUGGCGGCGAGGCCGAGGCCGAAGGCUGCGGGCGGGCGGUCGCCCGUCACCCCUUGCCCGUGGUGGCCCGCGUCUCCAAGGUGAACAUCCUGCCCUUCGGCAGCCCCGGCGGGUCGCGGAGCGGCAGCCGUUACUCCAGCACGGAGACGCUGAAGGAAGAGGAGCAGUUUGGGGUCUGUUGGCCCAACCAAGGACGGACUCUCCCGGCGGGUUACGGCGUCUAUCGGUCGCCCAGUUUCGGGACGAGCGACGGCCUGGCGUGGGGGCAGCCGGCGCUCCGCGUCCGUCCCAAGCUGCCGCAGGGCGCGGCCAAGGCGAAACCGGACUUUGGGAGCGAGAGCCCGCACCAGCCGGGGCUGGAAGGGGAGCGGGCCGAGCACCGCAAGUCCUUGUCCAACCCCGACAUCGCCACAGAGACCCUGACCCUCCUCAGCUUCCUCAAAUCAGACCUCUCGGAGCUGAAGGUGAAGAAGAAGGGGGUGAGGAUCGGCCUCGACGCCGGCUCCGACGGCUGCUCCGGCAUCGCCACCCCCUCCCCGGGCAGCCGCAGCGCCGCUCAGCCCCCCAACCGCUGGGCGCCGGGCGAGCGGCCAACGCUCAAGGACCUGACGGCCACUUUGCGUCGUGCCAAGUCCUUCACCUGCUCCGAAAAAUCAGGGACGCGGCGGCUUUUCCUACAGAGCGCCAUGAAGCAGAGCUCCUCCGAGCUCCUCCUGGCCACCGCUGACGGCCAGGACCGGGUGGCUUCGGAUGGGGGACAGCGGGGGGACGAGGAUGCCCUCCCCGUGGUCAUCCAGGACCAGUACAUCCAGGAGGCGAGGCAGGUCUUUGAGAAGAUCAGCAGGAUGGGUUCCCAGCAGGACUACGGCUUCGUGGCCGAGCAGAAGGACAGCGGAGGUAACCUCGCUCGCAGGAAAUCCGUGGAGGAGCUGUCGGGUCACGAGUCGAGCGUGACGGACGAGGGCAUCGUCACGGAGCCGGAACCCGUGGGGAUGCCCUUCCAAGACCUGCAUGAAGCCGUGGACGCCUGGACGCUGCCCAACGCCGGGCCGGCAGCCGGUGACACCGAAACGCCAUUGCCCGCUCACCCGGCAGCGGCAGUUGAAGACCUUCCAGCUGGCAAAUCCGAGACACCGAGCACCCCCGGCAGCUUGCGCCGCCGCCGUAAGUUCCCCUCGGCAGGUCCCAAUGGGAUGGAGGGUGGCAGCGAGGGUGGCACCGAGCCCUACCGCUCCCUGAGCGACCCCAUGCCCCACCGGAGAUGCUCGGUGGCGGAGGAGGCGAAGAAUUUCUCCGUCGACAGCAACCUCCUGGGCUCGCUGAGCGCCAAGGCGGGCAUCCCCCAACCCGCCGCCAUCGCAGGCAGCGCAGGCAGCGCAGGCAGCGACCUGUCACUCGGCAGCGAUGGGCCGCGGGACUACAGCAGCCUCAUCCGAACCAUUGUCAGCCAGCCCGGCGCCAUGGCUAAACUCAUCGACGAGAAGGGCAACGGCAAGACCAUCAAGAAGAAGUCAUUGAGCGACCCCAGCCGCCGCGGUGAGCUGCCAGCUGGCGCCUUCGAAGGUCCCGGUGAGGCCAUCAGCGAGCUGGAGCCCAGCAUCCCACCGUCCAGCAGCGAGCCCAUCCUCUCGGCACAACCAGCAGCGCCGGGCACCGGCCGCGGCUAUGGCUUUGACCCCAAGUUGGCCGAUGUGUUGUCCCCUCGCAUUGCCCGGCGCAGCUCCAAGAAGCGCUCCAACCGCGCGGCUCACCAGGAAAACCAACCGCCGCCAGCACCUGCCGUCCACACCACCAAAAGUCGCCCGGCCACCAAGCACGUCCGUCACACCAGCGAGCCUGCCACCUUCGUCCCCAUCACCGUCCCCGAGCCGCUUGUCCCCUCCGGCCACCACAGCCACCUCCCCGCACCGGUUGCCGCCCGCUCACCCGGCAAAUCCUUCCCGACCCUCCAACCUCCUUCGUUGGAGGAUGUCACCAAGCGGUACAUGCUGGCCCUCAACUCAGGUGACGCGUCCCCCGGUCCUGGGGAUGGACCCCGCUCUCCACCCACUGCCCCACAGCCCCGGCUGCCCCGGUGCCCACGGCCGCCCGACGAACACGGCCCCAGGACCAAGCCGCAGGUGGACAUGAGGAAACACGUCAUCAUGACGCUGCUGGACACGGAACAGUCCUACGUGGAGUCCUUGCGCACCUUGAUGCAGGGUUACAUGAAGCCGCUGAAGCAGCCGGAGAACUCGCUGCUGUGCGACCCGUCGCUGGUGGACGAGAUCUUCGACCAGAUCCCUGAGCUGCUGGAGCACCACGAGCAGUUCCUGGAGCAGAUCCACGACUGUGUGCAGAACUGGCAUGAGAAGCAGAAAGUGGGCGACCUCCUCGUGCAGUCGUUCUCCAAGGAUGUGCUGGUGAACAUCUACUCCGCCUACAUCGAUAACUUCCUCAACGCCAAGGAUGCUGUCAGGAUCGCCAAGGAAGCCCGGCCGGCGUUCAUGAAGUUCCUGGAGCAAAGCAUGCGGGAGAACAAGGAGAAGCAGGCUCUGUCCGACCUGAUGAUCAAGCCGGUGCAGAGGAUCCCACGAUACGAGCUGCUGGUGAAGGACCUGCUGAAGCACACGCCAGAGGACCACCCCGACCACCCUUUCCUCAUCGACGCCCAGCGCAACAUCAAGCAAGUGGCUGAGAGGAUCAACAAGGGCAUGAAGAGUGCGGAGGAGGUGGAGAGGAACGCCCGGAUCGUGCAGGAGAUUGAGUCCCACAUCGAAGGGAUGGAGGACCUCCAGGCCCCGCUCCGUAGGUUCCUGCGCCAGGAGAUGGUCGUGGAAGUGAAGGCGGUGGGUGGGAAGAAGGACCGUUCCUUCUUCCUCUUCACGGACCUGCUGGUGUGCACCACGUUGAAGCGCAAGUCGGGCUCCCUCCGCCGCAGCUCCAUGAGCCUGUAUACGGCGGCCAGCGUGAUUGACACCGCCAGCAAGUACAAACUGCUCUGGAAGCUGCCACUGGAGGACGUGGACAUCGUCAAAGGUGCCUCUCAAGCCACCAACCGGGAGAGCAUCCAGAAAAGCAUCUGCCGCCUGGAUGAAGACCUCAGCACAUUGGGGCAAGUCAGCAAGCUGUCGGAGACCCUCAGCUUCCCCCACCAGAGCCUGGACGACGUGAUCAAGGACCUGAUGGCCGCCAUCCACCGGGAGCUGGCGGAGAAGCAAUCCCUGUCCUUCAGCAUGGCCUUCCCCCCCAACAAGGUAGAGCUCAGCACUACCAAAGCCGACGGCACCGAGUCCUUCAUCUUUGAGUUUCCCAACCCCGACGCCCGGCUCGGCUUUGAGCAAGCCUUCGAGGACGCCAAGAAAAAGCUGGCUUCCAGCAAAAACUGCCUGGACCCGGAGUUCCUCAAGGCCAUCCCCAUCAUGAAGACACGGAGCGGGAUGCAGUUUUCUUGUGCUUCUCCCAGCCACGGCAGCCCGGAAAGCUCCCACGAGGUUUGGGUUUGCAACAGCGAUGGUUACGUGGGGCAGGUUUGUUUGCUCAGCAUCCGUAAGGAGCCCACGGUGGAGGCGUGCAUCGCCGUCUGCUCUGCCAGGAUCCUCUGCAUCGCCUCCGUGCCCGGUCUCAAGCGGGCAUAUAGGGAGCGUGCCGAGCCGGUGGGCAGCCCCCCCUCGGAGCCGAUGCCGGCGCAGCCGGAGGAUGCGGGGCCGCAGCCGUGCCUGCACAUCUCCAUCUCGGGUUCGUCGCUGGAGCUCUCGGAGCCCGUCGACGGCAGCAACAGGGAGCUGGUGCCCUUUGAUAGCGAUGACACGGAUGACGAGUCCUCGCCCAGUCCCUCGGGGACGCUGCAGAGCCAAGCCAGCCACUCCACCAUCUCCUCCAGCUUCGGCAACGAAGAGAUCUCAAGCUGCAAGGAGGCAACGGCAGAGACGACGAGCUCAGAGGAAGAGCAAGAACCCGGCUUCAUGCCCAUCACCGGCACCUACAGCCAAAACCGGCACGGCGAGAGCCCCACUGACGGGCGAGCCCUGCGCCGCUCCAGCCGCGGCUCCUUCACCCGGGGCAGCCUCGAGGACCUCCUCAGCCUUGACCCUGAAGCCCAUCAGAGCUCCAUGUGGUUGGGCACCGAGGAUGGCUGCAUCCAUGUGUACCAGUCCUCGGACAACAUCCGUAACAGGAAGAACAGCAUGAAGAUGCAACACGCUGCUGCUGUCAUGUGCAUCUUGUACCUGGAUAACCAGGUUUUUGUGUCGUUGGCCAACGGGGAGCUUGUUGUCUACCAGCGGGAGGCAGGCCGCUUCUGGGACCCCCAAAACUCCAAGUCCCUGUCCCUGGGCUCGCCGGGGAGCCCCAUCACCAAGAUGGUGGCGGUGGCGGGGAAGCUCUGGUGCGGCUGCCAAAACCGAGUCAUCAUCCUCAACACCACCACGUUGGCGCAAGAGCACACGCUCCAGGUGGGACAGGACAGUGGGCGCAGCGUCACCUGCAUGGUGAGCGCGGGGACCGGCGUGUGGGUCGCGCUGCAGAGCAGCGCCCAGGUCCGGCUUUACCAUGCCACCAGCUACGAGCAGUUGGCUGAAGCUGAUAUCACCCCCCCGGUACACAAGAUGCUUGCCGGCUCGGAUGCCAUUAUCCGGCAGCACAAGGCAGCCUGCCUGCGGAUCACGGCUCUCCUGGUGUGCAAGGACUUGCUGUGGAUCGGGACCAGCGCCGGCGUCGUGCUGACCCUCGCCGUCUCGGCCAAGGCGGCCCCGGCGUUGGUGGGGCUCUCCCAGGGUCACACCGGCCACGUCCGCUUCCUCACCGCCAUCGAGCUGCCCGACGGUUUCGACGUCCUCUUCCCAUUGCCGAGGGAGAUGGGGGCCGAGAAGGCGAGCGAGGCAGAGAAGCGAGACCCGUCGCGGCCCCGCGCCCCCGCCCUCACCCUCUCCAAACCCAAGAUGCUGGUGAUCAGCGGGGGGGACGGCUACGAGGAUUUCCGCUUGACCAGCAGCAGCGAGACGGUGGGCCGGGACGACAGCACCAACCACCUCCUUCUCUGGAGAGCGUGA